This is a messenger RNA of Vicia villosa (hairy vetch), 1753 nucleotides long. RefSeq names its product BTB/POZ domain-containing protein At2g04740-like. The transcript has 5 exons. Lineage: Eukaryota; Viridiplantae; Streptophyta; Magnoliopsida; Fabales; Fabaceae. Gene Ontology annotation, molecular function: protein binding. Bases 1 to 1437 code for a protein of 478 amino acids. Gene Ontology annotation, cellular component: ubiquitin ligase complex; cytoplasm. The record is from RefSeq and is a predicted model, not a curated record.
AUGGACACACAUUUUUUUAGAGUUGUCGGUGCUAUAGAGAUGGUAGAAGGCGGUUCAAGGCAGCAAGCCAAAAAUCCACCAAAACAUAUGGUGGAUGGUAUUCCAACCACUCAAGGGUUAAGUUCCAAUUACUUUCCUCCAGAUGUAGUUUUUACUGUACAAGGAAGACCUAUUGAAGCUCACAGGGUCAUAUUAAGUGCAAGGUCACCAUUUUUCAAGAAAAAAUUUGAGACUGAUUGGAAAGAGCGCAGUGAAGUAAGACUUUCACGGGAAAAACUGUCAUAUCCCGCACUUUAUAGCCUUAUAAAUUUCUUUUAUUCAGACAGAUUAGAGAUUGCUGUGGAUGACAUGGAUGGUCUUGUGAGAAUUUGCAAAGUAUGCAAAUGUGAAUCUCUACAGAAAAUUCUCGAGAAAGAAUUGGCUCAUCAAAAAUAUGCACUGUAUAAAGCUUUGAGUGAUGUAGACAAUUCUCAGAAACGGUUUAUUUUACAAGGUCUAUCCCUUCCUGAAGAAGACAGGCUUCCCGCUGCCUUGCGCAGAAUCCUUCUGACAGCCCUUUCAAAUUCCAUUCAUGAGAAUGGUCAAGAUAAUGGAAUCGAUAAAUUGGUAUCUAAGAUGGAUUCCAUGCAGAUAGAUAAACCUCUAAAUGAUCUUGCUGAUGUUUGCAUAAGAGUUGAUAAAAAAAAUUUCCGCUGCCAUAAAGUUAUUUUAGCAUCAAGGUCAGAAUAUUUCAAAGCUAGACUAUCACGUAUGAAGGAUUUCCAUGAAGGGAAAGAUGAAUUGUAUAUGGACUCCCUUCCUUGUCUUGAAGAACAUGACAUGAGUGUGGAAGCAUUUGAGAAAAUGAUUGAAUAUAUGUACACCGAUCGUUUGCAGGAGAUAAAUCCAGAUCAGGCUGAGGAAAUGUUUGAUAUUGCUUCUAGAUACUUGAUGUUUCCUCUUAAGCGUGCAGUGGCUGAUGUCUUGGUGCCACACUUGGAAAUGGCGUCACCUGAAGAACUUUGCCAGUGGUUAAUGCUAGCUGACAUGUAUGGUGUUUUGAAGAUUCGGGAAUUCUGCCUAGAUACCAUUGCCUGUAAUUUUGAAUUAUUUGCGGAUACUAAAGAAUUCAGGGCCAUGCUGCUGACUUUGCCUGCACCAUCUGGAGACUCAUCUCUUCGUACCACUGUCCCAAGCAUGCCUGGAUCUACCCUAAAUAACGAUCAAGGAAAUCUUCUCGAUGAUUUACGUGAUAAAUGGCUUGAAAUUGAAGCUGCUGAACUCGACGAGAGAGAUGAUAGUGCUUUGCAAUUUGACAAGCGCCUAGAGAUGCUUAUGCUUGUUGCAGAGCAUGAAAAGUCAUCAGGAGAUGUUGAUUCAAAUUGUGCUAAUGAUGUUCCAUCCUUGGCUUUCUCUUCAAUCACUCCUGUAAUUUCAGGCGAACAAAGAGAACCGUAGCUUUCCGAAUACAGUUUUUUGGAAUGUAUAGAUUUUUAGAUUAUCACGGUGGUAGUUUUUAGAGAGCAGGGUACUAAGUUAGGUUGCUUGGAGUACUUAAGUUGAGUUUUAGUAACUGAAGUUGCUCGAGCAUUCAUUGGUUCUUAAAGUUUUAUUUAUUAUAUUCUUACUAUUAUUACACGGUAGUUUUGACAUUUUGGUUGUGUCUUGCAUGGUUGUGUGCUUAUUCAAACCAGCUUUUUACAACUUAGUCUGAGGGAAACUCUUUAAACCAGCUAGAAAAGACCUCAUAAUAUUAUUUCUGCGUUCUAGAUUA